UAUAGCACAUUAUAGUGUUGCUUCCCUUAGUGCUCACAUCAAAUCGACCAUGAAAUUCCUCAUCAUUCUAACCCUGGCUUCAGUGGCCACCGCGGCAAAGCUGGACAACGUCUACCUCCCCCCUCACUCCAGCUCUUCCGGAGGCCCCGAGUCAGACCUCCAGGCACCCUUCGAGAGCCCCCAAAAUUUCGCAACGAACAGAAAUAGCCAAGCAUCAGGCAACGACUUCGCUUCCAAUAGAAACGGCCAAUCAAACUUUGGAGCCAAUAGAAAUGCCCAAAACUAUGCUUCAGCCAAUGGAAUCCAAUCUUCUGGCAAUAACGUGGAGAUACUGAAAUAUGAUAACCAGAUUGAUGAACAAGGAUAUCAUUAUGCUUACGAAACCAGCGACGGAACCAAAGUGGAGCAAGAUGGCCGCGUAAUCCCAGGUCCAGUGCCAGAAGAAGGAUCACUACAGGUCGCCGGCUCCUACUCCUACGUCGGUGAUGACGGACAGACAUACUCUGUGACGUACGUCGCGGACGAGAACGGUUUCCGUGCCGAGGGAGCCCACCUACCCACUCCGCCUCCGAUCCCUGAAGCGAUCCUGAAGAGUUUGCAGCUUACUGACUCGUCUCGUGCUCACUACGACAGUAAGAAGAGUAGUUACGACGCAGACGCCGGCUACUGACCAAUUGGAUUCAAUCAAAUAUUACGUAAUAGUAUAGUUCAUUGGGUAUUUUCCCACUCAGUUUUAAAAAUGUCCUAACACAAGAAAAUCACUGCGUAAAAUCAUAUUUACCAAUCGAAAUAAAAAAUUAAAACUUAUCUAAUAAUAAACUCAAAACCAAACAAACAUAAGAUUAAGUGAUAUCUUGAAUUUGGGCAUUAUCACAGUGAAUAUGUUACGGCUAAAACCUGAAAUGCGACUACAGAUGUAGCUAAUAACAUAUUUUGUACAUAGAUAUGUACAAAAUAUGUUAGCCCGCUAAAUCUAGAUUUAGCCGGCUAAAUCAAAGUAGACACCACUUCGGAGUUUAGCCGUAAAAAAUAUACAAAAUUAAAAAUGUUAACAUAUUUUGUUCUAUGACACAAAAUGUGACGAAGUCGACUUUAAAUUGGUACAGUCAAGCACAGAUUAAUUUGAUUAAUUUGUACAUUUUAAUUUUAGUGUUAAACUGAUAUGUGGUUGAUUGGACAAUGGUCAUUAUGUGUGUGUUCAUGUAGUUGUUAAUGUACCUAAGUUGUUAAUUAUAUAAUGUAAAUAUUA
This is a messenger RNA of Plodia interpunctella (Indianmeal moth), 1249 nucleotides long. It is a transcript of the gene CPR52, whose product is annotated as pupal cuticle protein 36a-like. Lineage: Eukaryota; Metazoa; Arthropoda; Insecta; Lepidoptera; Pyralidae. The coding region runs from base 50 to 670 and encodes 206 amino acids. The transcript is spliced from 4 exons. The record is from RefSeq and is a predicted model, not a curated record. Gene Ontology annotation, cellular component: chitin-based extracellular matrix. Gene Ontology annotation, molecular function: structural constituent of chitin-based larval cuticle.